Podarcis muralis (Common wall lizard) is the source of this 1730-nucleotide messenger RNA. It is a transcript of the gene DRC5, whose product is annotated as dynein regulatory complex subunit 5. NCBI's taxonomy places the organism in Eukaryota, Metazoa, Chordata, Lepidosauria, Squamata, Lacertidae. The record is from RefSeq and is a predicted model, not a curated record. Gene Ontology annotation, molecular function: protein binding.
CCGAGGACUAAGCAGACAAGUGGGAUAGCGCGGCCCGGGAGACGGGCGUGUGCUGGGACCAGUCGGGAAAGGGGAGAAGAGGGAACCUCGAGACUUCCGGGUUAGCAAAAUGUGAAGGAGGAAUGGCUGCUGAACUUUAGUGUUCCAGUUUGCGCAGAACUUUCAAACCAUUCUAAGAGAGAGAGAGAGAGAGAGAGAGAGAAGAGAGAGAGAGAAGAGAGAGAGAGAAGAGAGAGAGAGGUUUUACUCCAGCACUUCAAGAUGCAGGAGCCAGUUGCUGCAGACCCCAAUGCAGUCCCUCCCCCAAGCCGUACCAGAAACCCAGCAGCUAACCCUCGGCGAAUGCGGCGGAUUAUAGCUGAGGAUCCUGAGUGGAGUCUAGCUAUAGUGCCACAGCUCACAGAGCUCUGCAUACAGCACAUAAUCAACAACUUUGAAAGUAAUCCUAUUUUGAAUAGCCUCCUUCCUGAUCACCAAAGGAAGGUGCUGGACAAGGUCUCCACAAGUCUGCCCCUUACUGUGACUGCCAACCUGAUUAGUGAUGAAGGUUAUUGGAAACGAUGUUGCAUUGCGAGGUGGGCAGUUUGUGACGUGUCCCGCUAUGGAAACAGCUGGAAGCGGAUGUUUUUUGAACGUCACUUGGAGAACAUCUUGAAGUUCUACAUUCCAGACACCACUAACCCCAACCAGGUCCUGGAUGUCAUCCCACUCUGCAAGGAAUAUGUGAAGAAGCUAGAUAUCGACCAGUUCCUUCCACCUGUGAAAAUAGAUCAGAAAAAGGAAGACGAAGAAGCCUCUGAUGCAGAAAGUGAUUCUGGAAUGGAUGAACCUUCCAUGGACCAUUUUGAUAUGAGUAUGCUCACUCCAGCGCUCUGUCACCUAGAGGAGCUGCACUUAUCUUAUGGCGUUAAAGAUUGUGGCAUGAAUUUUGAGUGGAAUCUUUUUGAGUUCACCUACCGGGACUGCUGCUCCCUGGCCAAUGCUGUCAAGAAGUGUCCAACUUUAAAAGUCUUCAAACUGUCCCGAAGCAAAGUGGAUGACGAAAAAUCUCGUGUGCUGAUCCAUGAACUAUUAGACCACCCCUCGCUAACAGAACUAAACUUAUCUCACAAUCUGAUAGCAGACCGGGGAGCACGAGCUGUUGGCAAACUGAUCAACCGCAGCAAGAUAGUAACCCUUAACCUUUGUGAUAACAGGAUCCGUGCUCAAGGAGCCCAGGCGAUUGCUCACGCCUUGUCCAAGAAUUCCAUUCUGACGUCCCUCAAUCUGCGUCUCAACUGCAUUGAGGAUGAGGGAGGCCAAGCCAUUUGCCACGCCCUCUUGGCUAACGACACUCUGACAAAUCUUCACUUGGGUGGCAAUGAGUUGUCGGAGCCAACGGCCACCCUUUUCUCUCAGGUCCUUGCUCAGAACACGGCUCUGACUCACAUCAACCUCUCCUGUAACCACAUUGGGCUAGAUGGAGGGAAGCAGCUGCUGGAAGGCAUGACUGAUAACAAGACAGUGGUAGAAUUUGACCUGAGGCUGGCAGAGGUGGGCCAAGAGAGUGAAUACCUCAUUAACCAGGCCAUAAAGACCAACCAGGAACUAGCCCGAUUCAAAAGCCUGCAGCACCCACCCUCUGCACCUGUCCCACAUACGGUUGAAGAAAAACACCCCGAACAAGGCUAACAUUUCCUGUGUUUUUGUCUUCACCACGUUAGAUUAAAUGCCUAUUUUAUUUCUGCUAA